GCUGACGCUUUCCUCCGUGCAGGCCGGCACCUGGGGGGGCUUGGGGCAGAGCUGCCGGGGGUCCCCAGCCGUCGGUGGAGAGACGGGCAGCGUUUCUAUUCGGGGUGACGUAGUGAGAGAUGCAGAUCUACCUGGUCAAGGUGCUGUAUCAUGUCCAGAUAGGACACUGCCAGUGUGAGAAUCAUCCCAAGACAACUUCUCCAAGGCCUUGAGCUCAAGUGGUUCCUCUUUCUCCAGCAGCCAGGCAAAGAAGAGCUGGGAUAGCCCCGCGCACGUGGUGUCCAGUCACUACCCACAGCGCUCGUAGGGAUGGAUUCCAAAGGCAAUGUCCGAAGUGGAAACAAACCUGACGUCAAGGCCCCCAGCUCUGGAAAGCCAGAAAAGCCCAACCCUGGGCCUGCCACAAAUGCAGACAAGAAGGAGAUCCCCAAAGAGCAGCCUGCUCCUGCCACUGCCACCUCUGUCACCAAGAAGGCCGGUGGUGAUGCUGCCGUCGUGAACAACCACAGCAACCUGAAACCCAGCCCUGCCGCCACGGAGACACAAGAGGCCACCGGCCAGUCCCCUGACUCUGACCACAAGGGAAACAGCUCUGAGGAGUCACCAGGCAGCAUCUUUGACAACAUGAAGCCCUUGAUCAUUGUCGGAGGAGUGGCGGUGGCUGCGCUCGCUGUGAUUGUGGGAGUGGCGUUCCUAGCCCGGAAAAAAUGAAGACCGAGACGGGGUGGGGAUGAGAAACCCAGCCCAGCUGUACAGCUCCUUUUGAGACAAAUGCAUGCAGAAAAAUUCUAUACAUAUCUAUAUAUAUAGAGAGUGAGCUAGAUAGGUCAACAACAAACACCAACUGCAACUUCAAGAGUCUUGUUCAAGACAACUGUGCCAGUUUGACCCAGUGUGGGUAACUCCAUGCACUCAGUGUGUUCUUUCAUGUAAUAUAUCUUGGCUUAUACCACUGUGUAUAGAUUACAGCUUCUCCUGAUUGGUGUAAAUGACGGUGUCCCCUCCCCUCCCCUGCUGUACUCCCUGGGAGACACCCCCACCUCUCUUGCAGUCCCCUGUUUUCAAGUCCAAAGUGUUCUACGUCCCAUCCAGAGUCCCCACUUUGUGUUUUGGUUUCUGUUUGGUUUGUUUUUAAGUUGUGUUGUGGUAAAGAAGAUGUAAGGGUAGGUGGGGCCUAGUGCCAAUACCCAGUUUGCCUGUCACCGUGUGUUGGGUUGGUGUUUAUCCAGCACCUCCGGGGCAGGGGAAGCACUGGGCAAUUGCAGACAAAAGGCAGCUCCUUGACCCAAACAGCAAAGUGUGUUCUCUAACAGGUGUCUUAUGUACCUGCUCCUCAUCAACCCACCUUUAAAAACCUAACGCAGAAGUGCCCCAGAGAAAACAGGCUGGCUGCAGCUGGGGCUAAGACUGCAGCAUGGUAGAGCUGAGUACGCAACUUGGGACAUCACAUCGGGUCACUUCUCUAGCUGAGCUGCCAGCAGAGGAGUGAGCAGAGGAGCCGUACCGCAACCAACGACGCAGUCAGCAGCGAGUGGAGGUACCUGGCGAAGCCCCAUGCUGACCUCACGCAGGUGGCUGCUGCUGUCUACUUGGUUUCUUGCAGGUUGGCAGGCAGCCUUUAGGAUCCCAUGGCUCGCCAAGGUCAUACAGGCAGCGUUUGGGGGUAGAGAGACUUUGUUUUGGAUCUAGUAUUUCCUAAAGUUAGGCUGGGCUUUGCAGGAUGCUGUGGCCUCAGCCCAGGCUCCCUCAAGGUCAGCUGGACUCUUUCUGUUCAUUCCUUUAGGCUUUGAAUCAGGCCAUUCACCUGAUUUUUUUUUUUUUUUCCCCACUGAAGGCUAUGGACUCUUGGUACAUGAGAAGUUAGAAAAAAAAGACAUGAGCUGGUUUUAGGGGCAGAGAGGACCUGUGACCCCAUGUGUGAAUAACACUGACCUGCUUUAUACCAGGGAUACCCUGUUCAAGGGCACUGGAGGUCUGUCUGUCCUGGGGGGAUUUCUUACCCCGCCCCCCCCAUGACAGUAAGAGGGAUCUGUGACUCCUCCACACUUUGAAAAUGGAAACAAAUUCCCAUCCCUCAGGAACAGCCUGGUUUCAUUGGUGAGUACCUUGGCUCUAAAGCCAGACCUUGUGAGGGGGAAAGGGAAGGCAGGCGACAAGAGAGGGUGUUUAGUGCAUUGGCUGAUGCCUUUCCCCUAACACCAUGAGGUGGGUGGAUCUUAUUCUGAAAGCUGCCAUUAGACUACUCUGAGCUGCUGUGCUACUGCAAAAAGUCUUACAAAAAAGACCUUACAUUUUGUUUUUAAAUUAGAUCAGAGAUUAGAUGAGCUCAGAACCACAGAGUCUCCGGAGCUCAGCAGCAGUUGCAGCCAAUGGGGGCAGGGUUUUGGAGCAAUGGUUAGCAAAGGGUUGUGACAAAGUGGAGGGAGUUCAGUAAGAAGCCUUAGUCAUACAUCUCUAACUGAGCCUGGGUGUAUACAUUCAGUUAGUAUGGGGCCAGAGAAAGGUGUAUGUUCCUGCCUUUGAGGUAUCUGCUUCGGGCAAGGUUACUGAAUAGGAUGGUGAGUAUGUAUAAUCUGAGCUGGCAAUUCUUCUCUUAGCUCAUGCCUGUCUUAUUUACCUCCAAGUUUGGUUGGCCGAAUGCAUAUGGUUUCCCCAAACAAAAGUUUUUUUGAUGCAGCCUGGCCAUUCUUAUGCUGAGCUUUGUCAUUCUCUUUUCCCCCAAGGCUCAUAAAAUAUUCCCAAAGGUGCACAGCCUCUGGGAGUAUCAGAUGCUGUCUUCUGAUGAACAACAGGCUGCAGUUUAAUGUCUACCUCUACUUUUACCAGUACAGAGACAGGGGGUUGCCUUCACAGUGUUUUUUGGAACGAGUGCUACAGCCCUGGGUGAAAUCCUGGUUCCUUAAAGCACUCUCUGCAUGUGUUGUGCACGUGUCUCCUAGCAGCUGCGUGUUACUCAGAUCAGAGAAUUUACUCGGUUUGAAGCUGAAGGGUCCAUGGUGGGGUGUUUUUGUAAUGCCAUUUUUUGUCUAGAGAACUGAUUUCCCCUCAUCCUGUUUUGCAGAUGUCCAGAGGUUAUUUUGGGCUGGGGGAGAAGGGAGGGCAAACAAUAGCAAAUAGAUAGGAAAGGUAUUUGGAAAGCAGAGAUGUGAGAGAACCUAGCUCAGAAGCAGUUCCAGCACUGCUCCCUUGCAGUGUCUGCAGUGAGACUUUGCCAGAGGACGUGGUGAGUCUGUGGCAUCUACACUAGAGUCUGGGGGUGCUGCAGAGCCCCCAGACCCUGCCUGUGCUCUGGGCACAUUCUCUUGCCAUCCUGGGGAGAGACUCUAUUGCAUAUCUGCUCCCCCUGCCCCUGCUUUCACCCUGAACUGUUCAUUCUGGUUCCCCACAGGAGAAAUUUGGGUGCCCAAGCCAAACUGCAGUGCAGUCCUGCCAGGGACCUGAUCUCCAAGACUGGGAGGCCUGUGCCCACUGGGUACAGAGGAAUGUAUCCAAACUGCCGGGGUUGGGAUGUGGGGAUGGCUGUUCCUGGGCUCCUCUUCCCUUGGAUCUCUGAAGCACAAAGUUCUUGGCUGUAGGGAAAUUUUGCAUACAUUGCUCUUGAGGAAGGGAAAUCGGUCACUCCUGCUCCAAUUCAUGUUUAGUCAAAGUAGGGUGGUGAUUUUCAGACAGUGACUUCUGUUUUCAAGUGGGAGGCCUGUCUUCAAGAGAUGCUUCUACCUGUCCUGUCUGUUCCCUCCUUCUCAGCCCCGGCAUGUGAUUACAUUUUUAGCAGUGUGUGACAACAUUACAGAUAUAGCAUCUAUCCAUUCUGCCUUGACUGGCAUAGAUAGAUAGAGGGAGGAAAAAACCACCUGCCUCAUUUGAGUCUCCUAUUUUACUUCCUAAAGUGUUUUUAUUUCCUUGACAACAGUUUUUAUUUCCUUUGGCAACUGAAGAGGGGGAAAACAGUUCUCAGAUGACAUGGGCCUUAACCAUUUCUGUCCACCUCCAACCCCCCCUGUCCUUAGAGCUCUUAGAUGCAAGGCCACUAAUUUCAUCCAGAAACACACCACAGAGAUGGUGAUGGGAUGGGACUGCAGGUCAUCAGCUGGGUAUGUAACCACAUGGGAACCCUCCCUGAGCAGGGAACAUGGUACAUCCUGUACCUAAGGGAUUUUCCACUUCCUGUGAUCACUUAACCAUUGCUGUCUGCUGUCCAGAUUCACUACCUGAACCCACAUUUUUGGCAGUUUGGUUUGGAAAACACCUGUGUGCGUGUGUAUACACCACCCUGCCUUGAAGAAUGUUCUGCAUAUGUAUGUAUACAUGCAUAUAUGUUUAUAUUACUGCAGUCUGGGGAGGAAAAAACAAGCCAACCUUGAGAUGACUCUUCAUUUGUUCCCCUGCAUUCACACAAAGUGUCCGUGAUGUCUUUUUUUGUGCCAUUUGCAUCAUGCCAUGCAGCACCUGAAUUCCUUUUCGGUCCUGGUUUCUUCUCAGUGCAAAGAAUGUAUGGCUAGUGAACUGCUGAAUGUUCGAUGUGUCCGUUUGUGCUAGAAGCUCAAAAUUACUGUUCCCCUCCCUGGAUAGUCGUGUGGGCUACUCGCUUUAAAAUAAGGCACUUUUAGACUAUACUGAACUAUACCAGACUGUGUUGUGGCGCUUUUUGAGGUGUGGGUCUAGUGUUGAUUUGAGUCAGGUAGCUCAAGCGUAGAUGAUACACACACUCCUACGCAUGCAGCUGGGGCAAUGCACUUCAGUCCCGACUUGCAAAUGACAUCCUUUUAGCAAACACCUCCUGUUCUGCCUUAAUGUGCCAGGCUGUGCAGUGGUUUCAUUUUGAGAAAACAAAUGUCCAGCGAGAACUAGGCUGAGAAGAGCAAAUUCACCUCUCUCAGAAUCGAAGCGAGAUUGAAACCAAAUUUGUCGAAGCAGAAGGCUUUAAAUGACUGAACUCGCUGUGCUAAAUAAAUAGUUGUCUUUUCUCGUACUGAGCACAUGCCGUUAUUUGCUUGAUGUUAUUCUUUGUGUGGUGUUUGUGAUAUGAAGUCCUUCUAGUGAUAUCUCCAUGGGGAGAAUGAACUAACGCUUAAAACUAAUCAGAUUCUGUGCUUGGGAUUUGAAGAGAUCUAGAUUGCUAGUUUACUCUUUUGAUAACGUCUAUAAACUAUAAAUUUGCAAAACUGACUUCAGACAUUGUAGCUUAUCACUAAAACUAUAGGUUUGAUGACUACACCUGAUCUCAGUCUAUUUUAAAGGAGCCGUAAGUUUUAGUCAAAUAUAAAAAUAUCAUUAUGGUCUCUUGUACAACUUAGUAGAAGAUUUUUGAUGCUUCUAGCUUUAAGAAAGAUGAAACAGACUACACUUCUGCUUCCUCUUUCUACCGAUUUAACAUGCUAUGGACAAGUCCCAUUAUUCCUAACAGUUCUGCAGUAGGAUGCAAACAAAUCUGGAAGCCAAAGGAUAAUGCAACAGCAUUUUCAGGAGGGUAAGAAUGUGUUCCUCCAGGUGCUGUUCCCCUCUUGGGCUCACACUUAAAGCACUGAACAGUCGCUUGCCCUGAAGCACUUCUUAGUUCCCUUAGGUUGAGUGAUAAAUUAAAAAUGGGUUUAUGUCUCUGCUGAAUCAAAGUAUAGGGGUUGAUCCAUAUACUACUGAAAACAAGGGGUGUUUUCCCAUUGGCUUCACCAUGCUCUGCUCAGGCAUUUGAGAUCUCUUUGGCACCGGGGAUAUGAUUGCAGGUCAUCGUAAAAUGUAAAAUCAUCUCAAGGGCAUGGGUAUUUAAAAUGGACAGAAACAUUCCUUAGUCCUUCUGCUGAGUAUAGGGAGCGUCUUCUCUGGUAUUAGCCGAGGCAGCCAUGCUCACAACCACCCUUACUUUAGUAUUUGUGUAUAAACAACAACAGUGUAACUAAAGAAACAUAGAGUUGGUGAGAGAUGAUUUCUAAAAAUUUCCCUUCCUUUCCUGGAAAUAACACUGGGAUUUAGAAAUCAGCAUCCUUCUAACUAUUCUUAGAAUUGCUUCAAAAUAACAGUCCUGAAGAUUUGAGAAAAAAAUUAUUCUUCAAGAAACAAACCAAAAAAGGCAAUGAAAAAAUGUAUUUGAAAGGUGAAAUUCUUGGAAAUUCAAUGAGCUCUACAGAAAGCUUCAAGAUGCUGCUUCUGAGAGAGUAUAAGAAACAGUACAGAGAAGUGCAGAGAAAAAAGCACAUUACAUCAUUAUCUUAGCAGUUUUGGUAAGGACACAUUAACUUUUAUACCGUAUCCACUUCUAUUUUUUCCUAGGACAAAAGCAAAAAUGACCAACUCUGAUGCCAAGCAAAUUAACCUUCACUAACUGACUUUUCCAAAUGCAUUUUUUUCUGUCUCUGUUCAGUGUUAAAAUGUUAGUGAAGCAAGAAAAAGACCUGAAGUUUUCAACAACUAACUUUGUAUGAUUAAGGGAAAUUGCAAGCUUAUGAUUUGGGCAUUUUGAAAGGCUGUGUUCUCUUUUCACAUGUUUUGCUAUGAAAAGGACUGAAAAAUCCAGCCUACUUGCACUUUGAUCCUCUUAGUCUGUGACUUAGUCACGCUGGAGCGGGGAUGUUGGUUCCCUUCCCAAGCCAUGUAGCAUCUUACUGUGGUCUCGCUCCCUUUGCCAUGGAGCUGUGAGAAUUCUCCCAAUCCAGGGAGAGCCAUCUUCCGUAGGUGUAGGCAACAGCACUACGUCAUCUUUUCCAUGAACUGACUACAGUUCUGUUGUACAGGUUGGGCACCUCCCUUCAUGAAGAGAAUUGGCUUUGAUGUGGAUAAUAAAAAUUCUGUAUCAAAGUUCGUUAAAUUCUCAGCACAGGAGGCUGGAAUCUGGAUAUUUUCUGUAUUUGAUUCUUGAUGCUUUCGGGGAGAAACUGGCUGAUGCUGGAGAUCUGACCUGGGCUGCCUGUGCAUUUUAGGUCCUGCGAGUGGCGCUCGAUUGACAACUCCACCUCAGGAGGUGAAGAAGCCUGCGAAGCAAUCUUCUGGGCCAAGGGCUGCGGUACCACCCCGCUACUUCAGGAUUUGUGCUCUGCAGGUUGUGAAGAAGCCAGGAGAGGGCGAUGCAAGCAGCGUCGUUCAGCCACUGUGGAUUAAAUACUGGUGCUCUUUUCAGCCCGCCAUCAGGCCCUAAACGCUUCUCUUGCAGUGACUAGUUUUCGCCCAUCGUUCUUUGUAAAACCUCUCCUGUCCUCAUUCAGUUGGAGAUUAGUUAUUUCCUAAAGUUCAUCUAUUUAAAGUAUUAAUCAUUGAAGGGAAGUUUAUUUUUUAAGUGGCAUUAAGGGCAAAGAGCACAGACUGAGGUGUUUUAGUGUCAUGACAAAUAUGUGGCAAAAAUGAGAGGGUACUUAAUCCAGGUUCAUCAAACUGAAGGUAGCUAUACAGAAGAUUGAGCUAGAUUAUCCUGAAUUGAGCAGCCCAGAUGAUGACAGAAGGUGCUACUGGGGGUAUUGCAGUGGAACUGAGACACCGGCUUGGAACACACCCCACGUGCCAUUUGGCUGGGCUUGGCUGGGUCUGUCCAACACCAUUUUUCUAUGUCUUUUAUUGCAUCUUGCAGUGGUUAGCUCAGAUCAUGCUACCUUGAUUGACUGGCUCUGGGGAGUUUAAUCUGUUGAGCAAAGCGGUUGUAUGGUGACUUUUCCCUCUUUUUAUAGCUCAGCAGUCCAGUCCUGUGACCUGCUUUUCUUUCUAAUGUCCAAAUUUCCAGGCUGUCUGCUCAUGCUAGAUCUUCAACUGUUACAAGCUACAUGGCUUCAUUGGUUUCUGGAGAUCUGAUUCAUUGCUUGUCCUUUACUGCUGCUUUGGCUACUGGGCUGUAUUCCCUUUCCUUUCCCUAUUAUCUUCCCAGACAGCUCUGCAGAUGUGGCCUCUCCACAGCCAGGCAGAAACUGCCCCAAGGCUGAGGCAGACUUUGUGUAGCCCCACCCAAAAGAUACCGGCAGUGUUCAGCCAGUGAGCACCUCAGGGGAACAUGGAGACACAGCAGGGAAUUUACGAAGUUUUAAUCUGCCCUGAUCAUUGAGGCUUGAGGGGCCGAGUCUGCAAGAUGCUCUUGUCUGCUGCAGGAGCUCAGCAGGUGAGGGAACCACGGCUGGAAGGUCCUUCUCUUGUCCUUGCUCUUCCAUGUCAGAAAGUCACUGCAUGGCCACAAGCUCUGCUCAGGAUUGGAGCCUGCCUUGCCAGCCAGGUGUGAGGCCUGACUGCUCAAGAGAUGCUGCCACAGUGUCAGCAUAUGCUAUGCUCAGCUGAAGCUAGAGCUUCUCUGGUACUCCAGACCACCAAAACCACAGGCUGAGAAGAGGUGCUCAAGAGCUACCUCUCAGCUGAAGUCAGUGACCUGCAUUUUUCUGCGGGCCCUGAAGGCUCAGCUCCUGUGACAGGGGCGUGCUGCAGCUCACUCUCAUCCUCCAUUAGCCACAGGGCUGAGGACACAGAGGCCUGCAAGGAUCUGUCUGUUGGAAUAGACCGCUUAGGUGUUACUGUGUACAGCAAUGCAAGACUGCUGGGCCUUAAAAAUUCAACUCUUACUCCACUAACCAUGCCAAUAACCUGACACCCAAAGCCUGCAAGCCAUGUGGCACAUCAUAGCCAUUGGCUUUCCAAAGGUGUGGGCUCGGCUCUACCCUGUGUGCUAGUUCUGCUUGCUGCUUUGGACUGUGUGUGCUCUGAGAGGAAGUAUUUGGGGACUCAAGCUCUGUUUGUUGCUAUGCUCUUCAAAUUAAAUAGAUUUUUUUUUUUCUUACUGAAAAAUCUAAUAGGUUAAAUGGGAUUUAGACCAUUGCUCUUGCUCCUGUUUCUCUUUCAGUUGCUCCAAGCUUGAAAUUCACAGACAAUUCCAUUAUUUUUUCAUUUCUCAUAGCCACAGUGCAGCACACCAAGAAUAAAGUUACAGGUUCUUCCUGUCUGUGCACGAUGACGCUACAGUACCAAAACGCCCAGUGGAAAGAGAGGAAUCUUUAAUCAUCUUUGCAACUUUAAAGACCUGCAUUGUAUCCCUGGUUUUGCCACAGCAGCUUCAAGCCGUCAAGUUUCUGGGACAAUUUGAUAAGAACAAGGGUGCCAUACAAUUUUGUCAUGUUAAAACCAAACAGACAAACAAAAAACCCAAACAAACCAACAAGAGAAUAAUUUGGCUUUACUAAGUUUUGAGCAGCCCUUCUUAAGCCUGGUGCCUGGUUAGGACCGUUUCAAUUGAAAUAUUUAAAAGGUGCAAUCUCAACUCCCCAGUGAAAACCAACUCUCUUCUAGUGGUAGGUGCAGGUUGUUUACAAAUUUGUGGAGAAACAAAAAUUGGAGAAAGGGAACUCGAAGGUCAGAUUACAGGGGAUUUUUUUUUUCCCCUUUCGUUUGCUUGGAUUCUGUUACUUUUUCAGGGAUUGAUCCAAAGCCCUCAGAAGUCAGGUAGAAAGCUCAAACACGUAGUGGGAAACUGCUUUCUGCUGCCUUGGGAGCCCCAGGCAUCUUUCCAGUGACCUCGGUGGGUUUUGAGGCAGCCCCUGAAUGUGUUUUCCAAAUGACAGUAAUUUUCAGAGUGACACCUUGACUUCUUCCCUGUACAAACAGACCUGCUUGUUACUUACACAUAUUUACCUGUGUUCAACAUACAGGUUUGGUUUUUUUGCUUUCAGAAACUAUAUGCUGCUAGACACAUUUCCUGGAGGGAAAUGGACACCUACCUACACACAAAGCUAUACAGCUAAUUUAUACCUUGUUGAAUUUAUAAUCUUGUCUAUGCUUCUAUGGACACUUUGUAUGGGCUGCAGCUCAAAUCCUAAAAUAGUCAAGAAUUUUUCCUUUCCCAUAUAGUAUUCUAUUUACUUUGACUUAAAAAAAGCGUAUAAAUGCAAUAAUGCAGGUAGACUAGAAAUACUAGAUUGAAAAUUAAAGUAGUUUAGCUUGUCCCAUUGUGACUGACAGUGUUGUACGACACCCAACGCUGUACCCUAACAUUUUCCAGGCUUUCUACGUAGCUGAAUCUAGUAUUAGCUUUGAAAACCCAUUGUAUGAGUGGUGGGUGGAUGGGUUGGAAACGUGUGCUCUCUACACACUGUAUGUUACUCACAUCAGAAGCUGUAUGGCCACUCCAUAUGCUGUGAAACUGUAAAUGAUACCCAAUACACCUGUAACUCUUACCAGGAUUGUGAGAAAUAAACUAUAUAUAGAGAUAUAUAUACAC
This is a messenger RNA of Athene cunicularia (burrowing owl), 10171 nucleotides long. RefSeq names its product cell cycle exit and neuronal differentiation 1 (gene CEND1). Gene Ontology annotation, biological process: cerebellar Purkinje cell differentiation; radial glia guided migration of cerebellar granule cell; cerebellum development. The transcript is spliced from 2 exons. The record is from RefSeq and is a predicted model, not a curated record. Bases 310 to 711 code for a protein of 133 amino acids. NCBI's taxonomy places the organism in Eukaryota, Metazoa, Chordata, Aves, Strigiformes, Strigidae.